Stegastes partitus (bicolor damselfish) is the source of this 1958-nucleotide messenger RNA. Its product is annotated as transmembrane protein 248. Lineage: Eukaryota; Metazoa; Chordata; Actinopteri; Pomacentridae. The coding region runs from base 188 to 1024 and encodes 278 amino acids. The transcript is spliced from 7 exons. The record is from RefSeq and is a predicted model, not a curated record.
GCGCGCAGUCGUAAACUGACGACGCUGUCGUGUCGUGUUGUCAUAUCGAUGCUGAACUUUAAACUUCUUUAUGUCGAGCUCCCGUUUGCUUACCGUCAAGAAACUGUAUAGUAUUUUAGAAAAACUGGCAACGUGAUCAGAGGAGACCGUCUUAAGAUCACUGCGUCCCAGCUGGCUGUUGAGUUCGAUGAUGGGUUUCUGGCAGCCAGUGACUAACCUUAGAGAAUAUGUGUCCCAGAAUCCUCCAGGAACAACUUUUUUCCUGUGUUUGUUGACUCUCGCGAUCUCAUUCAUCUGCCUCAGCUCUUACAGCUCCACUCACACUCUGCCUAACCCUGACACAACAAAGGACUGGAACCAUCUACUGUCUGCCUUAUCACAAUUCCAGCUGUGUGUGACAGGAAAUACAAGUUCAUCUGAGCUUGUUUCCUCAGUUUCCUCACCUCUGAUGGAGCAGGAAAAGGACAGAAGGACUUCCACCAACUCAACAAAGAGUCUUUCUCCCAUCACCCAUUUGCGUCUCAAGGUUCCUCUGACUGUGACCUCCAGUUCACCAGGCAGCUCGCUAAAAGACCUCAGUCUACAUGUCACCUUCAAUGCCAGUCAGCUACAACUUGGAGGCAAAAAACGUGUUAAUUUGACACUAGAGUCUCUGUCUGGAGACAAUGCCCACACCUGCCUCACCAUAAGUGCCCCAACACACCUCGUGCCCAUGAGUCGGCUGCCUCCUGAGUGCCCUGCAUCAGAGAAAAUUAUUUCACCCAUCCGUGUGGAAGCAAGUAACGAGAUACCUGCAGCAUCACAAGCCUGCUACAGUCUGCACUCCAAGAACGAUCCUACACUUACAGUCAUGUUAACACGGGAGGAGCAGAGGGUGGCAGUGCGACAUCUUUUGGAAGUCAGUGGGUGUCUGCUCGCAGUUUGUUUGAUGCUCUGUUUAGCUGCUGGUUUGACACAUUCACUCACACGCCGCAACCAGUGGAACGGACUGGACAUACAAAACGAGCCCUUGCUUCACACCUGAAUGUUUUUCAUUCUCUGCAUCCUGAAGACGGCGGUUGAAAGAGAGCGAUAUGUAAUCACCAGUUUUACAAAAGAGUCCAGGUUACACAUUGUGGGGAGUACAACUCAAUUUGUGGAAACAGUGUUAGAAUGUUUUCUGUUACUGUAGAGGAAGUUCUCACGUCUGAGAAAUGAACCCUGGUGAUGUCAACAAAGUUAAAGAAUGUGAUGGGAACAACUCUUCAGGUAAUGCCUGUACAGAUGUCUGUUAUGUGGCGUGUAUUCCAGGAGUUACUUGCCUUCUGUUGAACUGCCUUGUCUACUUGAGUUCCCAUAUUUCCCAAAGUUACUCUCAAUAAUUUGUAGAACAUGGACAAUAAUAUUUUUCAUUCAACCAAGUGAGAGCUUAAUAUAUUAAGAUAAAGUGUUUUUCCUGUUAAAUAUGUAAAUCUAAUAUUUUUUUAGCAGUGAAUGUGGACGUGUAAUGUACUGCGUUACUAUCCUCAGAUGUUUUUUCCUCAUGAAUUUAUGGGACCAAAGGUCGCUGGGUGUUCCAGGCAACUUUGAUAGUCUGUUUUACUGCUUCAGUGUACAUAUCUGAUUUUAUAAGCUCAUUGAAACCAGACGUGGCAUCAACAGAUACACGGUGUAAGCAUUCUGAUGGCCACCUUCACCCACUGACAUAAAUACUCACUUGCGUAGCUGUAGAGAACUUAAGCCGCAAGUGUUAAAGAAACACUGAAAUUUAAAAAACGGGUUAUAAUGUAUCUUAAUACUUCUGUGAUACACGCCAUUUCUGAUCUUUGUUCAAUAACAGAAACCUAACAGGACAUGAAGCACAGUCAAGUGUGUGCAUGGAAAUGAUCCGUGUGAACUGCUGAGUUUUAUGCAGCUCAGGAACAGACGACUGUUCUACCUUGCUUUAGUAGGAAUAAAACAUUCAUAGUGAAAACUAA